Messenger RNA from Cyclopterus lumpus (lumpfish), 2450 nucleotides. It is a transcript of the gene lins1, whose product is annotated as lines homolog 1. NCBI's taxonomy places the organism in Eukaryota, Metazoa, Chordata, Actinopteri, Perciformes, Cyclopteridae. The coding region runs from base 45 to 2240 and encodes 731 amino acids. The record is from RefSeq and is a predicted model, not a curated record. The transcript is spliced from 6 exons.
GUCUUCGGUAUUAUUUGUUGCAGCGCUGCUUCCGCGUGUGUCACAUGGCAGGUCCACGCGGAAGAGGCAGCAUCAUGGAGCGCAGCGCGAGCAGCAGCGACCGGCCCACCUGGGGAGAGCCGCUCGAGGCUCUGACGGAUGCGUCCAGGUGCUUUCUGGGGGGGUCGUGCCCCAGCCAAAGGGCUGCGGAUGUGGCUUGCCUGAUAUCUUCCGGGGUGCGUGGACUCGUCCCCGGCGAGGACAGAGCACGUUCUCCAUCUGAGAAUUGCCAUGACAGCAGCGUGGAGCUGACCUGCCUCGCGUUGACUCUGGUGGAGAGGAUCACGUCCAGCCUGCCGUCUCGCAGCCUGUCUCCAGCAGCCACGCGCUACUGCGUGGAGGUCCUGGAGCUGUUGUUUCAAGACAUGGAUCUCAUGGCGCAUCUAAUUGACCGGUUCCAGGCUGAGGACCAGAUCAUCUCUCAUCUAGCUGCAAAGACGGUAUCGACGUGCGUCGUACAUCAGCUCCAGCAGUCGGAUACAAUAAGUCCUGUCUGGCAGCAGAAGUGUGUGCAGGCAUUUUACAGCUCAGCCCCCGGUCCUGAAUUGGAUGCUUGUCUGUGGUCAUUGACUGAAAUCUUAAAAAGACUUCUUAAAGGAGCUCAUCAAGACGUCUUUGGGAAACUUCUGGCAGCUCUUGACUUGAGCCUGAGUGCUUUAUGCUCAAAGUUUCUCCCUGGAGAGAGAAAAGAGGGAACACAGUGUUUGGUGGAUCUUACCAGCAGCAGACGCUGGGGAACCGCCUCGUGUCUCCUGCUGGACCUGCUGGAGGUGCUGACUGCAUCCAGUGUGAUACGUGGAGCUGGUGUCUGUCUGAAGAGUCAGAGGAUAACUCACCUCCACUCCUCAGCACUGCUGACAUCAGUCAGCUGCUCAUCACAGUAUUUUGUCAAAAAGCGAGUGCUUCUGCUUCUGAAGAGAGCGGUGCUGCAGAAGGCAGGAGAGGACUGGGCUUUAGGAGACGUGCUGUGCACGGGGCUCAGAUACCAGCACUUCCAUGCUGAUAUGAACACGCUGGCUCAAAGUGUGUUAACAGCAGUGGCUACUGAUUGGUUGCAGAGUGUUCAAGUGGACUCUGCUUCUUUCUUUGGGGGGACCAGACAUGUCAAAGGUGAGGAAGGCCAGAAACCAGACUGUGUGAUGCUGAGAGCUGUCAGCCUGCUUCUUCUCAAGUCCAUGGAGCUUCACAUCCAAUCAGCUGGGGCAACAGCAGGAGUGGGCAGUGCCACAGAGGUCUAUGGGUAUCUGCAGAGUCUGUGGGGCUUCCUGAGGCGGUGCAGUGUCCAGCUGACAGAGGUCACUCACCGCUGCUGCUGGGUCAGCCUGCUGUUUGGGGACCAGGACGAUGACAUGAUGGAGGCAGCCAAAGCUUUGUUUUCCAUAUUCAUCCAUCACAGACUGUGUUCUGGCUUGGAUGACUCUGCUGUGUUGGAGGCAGCCUGUGCCUCUGGCUGUAACCCUCACUGCCACUUCCUGCUGCUGCUUCAGAGCAUAUCAUUCGACCACAGCAUCCUCCUUGACUUCCUGAUCUCCACCGAAACCUGCUUUCUAGAGUACUUUGUGCGGUACCUCAAGUACCUCAGAGCUGACUGGCGGGGCUUCACUGCAGCAUGUGGAAGAAUCAGCUUGACAGGCGGUCAUCGUUCACUGCAGCAGUCACUAACUGGUGAUGGUGACAUGUUGAAGGUGACCGAUAAAGGUGAGCCUGAUCGAGUCGAAGUCAGCGCCUGUGUCCAGCCCACAGGUGUUAUUUCCCCAGUGGGAACCCUCCGUUUGGCUGCUGGGUUUCACCUUGUCGAGUACGAUAGCUCUGACCAGUCUGAUCCAGAGAACAUGGAGGUUUCUCAGGAGGAACCGGGACCAUCUGUAAGUGAGAAAAGUAGAUUUAGUGCCUUGGAUGUGAAACAAAAGAUUAGUGGAUCACCCAUGCCUAUCGGGCAACAACAAUAUGAGUCAUCGGUCUCCAAACCUAUGUGCACACUGGAAAGAAGACAGGAAGGGCCAUCACUGCCCGUGCUGCAGAGUGAGCAAACGUCAUGUCCAACCAUGUGGGGACGGCUGCCCUGUGAAACAUUAGCCAGAGCAGAGCUCUGUAUGUCAGAGCUCAGAGAGGUGGUGACGAGGCUGCAGACACGGAAACUCUUCCCAUACAACCCUUCCUCACUCUUAAAGCUCCUAGCACAAGUAGAGAACUGUUCCUAGCAAACACAUCUGGUACUUAAGAAAUUAUAAAGAUAUAUCAAUUAUGUUUUGUGAAGCUAAAUCCAAGUGGUCCAGUGUCUGUUAGUUAAUUCACUCUAUUUUUAAACAUGCACAGGUCCGAAAUACACACAUGCACAAACGGGACCAUACACAUGCAUUCAUGUUUGUACUGUCGGAAUAAAAGGAAACUCAAUAAAAACCUAGAAGAGC